CUCGGUUAGGGUGACGGGUUUUUAUAGGGCUCGGGAGCAGGAGGCGCGGUUACAGAAACGAGAAGCAGUUACAGGGUUCUGAUUGGGUGGUUUGAACAAAGCCGUAGUUAAGUCACGUACCCAGAACAGGGAAGGCGGGAAGGCAGAUUGUGAGCAGGGUCACGUACCCACCCGGAACCGGAAGGUGGGAAAGAAUGCAGCGAGGUAGCUAUCCCCUCAGGGAACUUACCGCUAUACUGCGCCUACUCUACAUAACAAUCGCUGCUUAUCUUUUGGUCUCUCACACUCACCAAUUACGGAGAUUCAUGUCUUCUGCCUCUCCAAAACUGUGCGCUCUGCUCGCCGCCAUCUUGGAGUCUCUGGUCUCUGUUGCAAAGAGAAGUUUUCUUGGGGAGUGAUGAAGACUACACUUUUAUAGUCUGAAAGACUUAAAUGAAUCUUUUCAUAAUUCCACACCAAUGGAAAGUAUAAAAAUAAGCAAACAAUUGCUUCCUGUAUUUAAUUCCAGUCUACUAGUCUCUGCCUUUUAAUUGUAGCACUGAGAUUAAUUCUGAAAGGAGAAUGGCUAUAAUCAAUGAAAGCUACCCAAAAGAAUUCAUCAAUGAAAGCCACCCAAAAGAAUUCAUUCUACUGGGCUUUGCUGACCGUCCUUGGCUGGAACUCCCUCUCUUCAUUAUUCUUCUGGUAACAUACCCCAUGGCUUUGAUGGGAAAUAUUGCCAUCAUACUAGUGUCCACCUUAGACCCCCGUCUCCACAGCCCCAUGUAUUUCUUCCUCACAAAUCUCUCCUUUUUGGACAUGUGCUAUACCACAAGCAUUGUGCCUCAGAUGCUGUUUAACCUGGGAAGCUCUAGAAAGACUAUUAGUUACAUUGGAUGUGUUGUUCAACUUUAUGUCUUCCAUAUAAUGGGAGGCACAGAAUGUCUGCUUUUGGCAAUAAUGUCCUUUGAUCGUUAUGUGGCUAUCUGCAGACCUCUUCACUACACCCUCAUCAUGAAUCAGCGAGCCUGCAUCUUGUUAGUGUCUAUCAUGUGGCUGACUGGAGUGAUCUUUGCUUUUUCAGAGGCUACACUUACAUUACAAUUGCCAUUGUGUGGCACUCAUAAACUGGAUCACUUAUUGUGCGAAAUUCCAGUUCUCAUAAAAACUGCCUGUGGCGAAAAGGAGGCUAAUGAGCUGGCACUUUCUGUGGUAUGCAUUUUUAUACUAGCUGUUCCUCUAUGCUUAAUUCUUGCUUCUUAUGUUAAUAUUGGAUGUGCUGUAGUCAGAAUUAAAUCUUCUGAAGGAAGGAGAAAAGCCUUUGGAACAUGUUCUUCUCAUCUCAUUGUAGUUUCCUUAUUUUAUGGUCCAGCCAUUAGCAUGUACCUUCAGCCUUCUUCAUCCAUCACAAGGGACCAACCCAAGUUCAUGGCUCUCUUUUAUGCAGUGAUAACGCCUACACUGAAUCCCUUCAUCUAUACCCUACGGAAUAAGGAUGUAAAGGGUGCCUUAAAAAAGCUGCUGAGAAACAUUUUCAGUUCAAAGUGGAAGUUCAUUGAUAUCAAAUGAAAUGACUUAGUGAUUGUAUUACUUUUAUAUUGGUUCUCUAAUAAUGCUCACAUAUUCUAGAUCCACAAACUAUGUCCUUCUUGGCAGAUUUGUUUCAUUUUUAGUAUUUUAAAAAUCAAAUUGGAUACUAUUUAGCCAAUAUGUCCCAAUUUGGGCACAUAUUUGUGAAAAAGCAGAAAAAAACAAAGGAAUUUUUCCUGGUUGGUUCACAUAGACUGCUAAUUCUGUUAAAUAAUACAAGAAAAUAAUAAAUUAUAGGUUUUGGAGGAUCUAAGUCAUAGUUUUGGGAGAUUAUUGUAAAGUUAUGCUGAAUAAAAUAUAAUAAAUGGUCUUCCAGUCAGUGUUAUUUGCAAAACAUUUCUUUAAUUCCUAGACUACAAUUCAUGUCUCUGGACAGCAUAGCUUCAUAAUGGUUUUAGGGAGAGACCAUUAUGCUUAAUCUUGACUUAAUCAAAACUCAGAGUAUGUUCAUGCUGUUUUUAAAAAACAUUGUAAAUUUUGUUUAUGAAUUAAGAUGAAGUAUUUGAUGUUUAAAUAAAGGAUUUCUCAUGAUACAGUAAAAUAUACAAAGAGACAAAAAACUAUGGGUAAAUAUUUAAUUUCUUUUAAACAUAACUAGCAUGAGUCUUGACUCAAUGAGAAAUAAAGGAAGUGACAUUACUAAUGAAGCACAGUCUGGAAACAUUUCUGAGAAUAAACUGGGACAUUUAAAUGUGCCUUUAAAUUUUAUCAUGAAUCAAUAUGAGAAAAAUUAUUUUUCUAAGGUGGAAGCAAUUGAACUACAUCAAUAAACAAUAAGUAUGUUUUAUGAAGCAUAUUUUAACAAGCAAUAUUCAAAAUAUGUUCCAUUAGAAAUUGACAUUUCUACAACAUAGUUGCCAAAUUUUAACACAUAAAAUUCAUUACAAUUUAUGAGAGAAAAAGUAUUAAUCCGAUGUUGAAAUUUUGUUAGUUGAUAAGUCAUUGUUGGGGACCAUGAGUCAGCUGUUGGCUACAUAGAGCUGACGAGAAAAAAGAUAGAAAGGAAGACAUGGGGCAAAGGGUGUGGGGAGAAUGAGAGAAGGGAACUAUAACUCUCAAGGCUCACCUUCCAGUGACCCAUUUUCUCCAUCUGUGCUCCACCCUCCAAAGUUCAACUUUCCAAAAAGAGUUAGGAUCAACUGUGUCCCAAAUAUUCAAACACAUGAGUCAUAGAGUGGGCAUUUUAUGUAAAAGCCAUAAUAUAAGGGAAUCUUCAUUAAGCUGAUGUCAGUUUUCUCAGCAUAAACUUUAUAGUAUAGUAGAGAAUAAAAGAGAACAAGUUAAGGUUUUCAAAGUCCUGAGGGGAAAAUAAUACACAAACGGAAAUUAUAUAUACAUGAAAUCUAUCCUUCAGAAAUGAAAGAGAAAUAAAACAUUAUUCAUAGCAAAAUGCAAAGCAACAAACAAACAAACACAGGGAAAUCACACCAUCAGUUCCUUACAAUAGUCAAUCAGAAGUUUUGCACUAGAAACAAAAGGAUAAUAGCUAUCAUUACAAAGCCACAUAUAGAACUACACAGAACUCAGUAGAACAAAUCCAAGAAAUAAAACAUAAGAUAAUCAAACUUUAUCACUAUAUAAAACUACUAUCAGGCAUAGUGACACAGAUCUGGAUCCUAACACAUGAAGAAUCUGAGGCAAGAAGGUUGAUGAGUUCAAAUGCUGUUUUUGAGCACAGCCUGUAUCAAAAAAGAGAGAGAGAGAGAGAGAGAAGAAAAGGAAGGAAGGAAAGAAAGAAAGAAAGAAAGAAAGAAAGAAAGAAAGAAAGAAAGAAAGAAAGAAAGAAAGAAAGAAAGAAAAAGAAAGAAGAAAAAUUUCAACAACUAUACUAAGAAAAAUACUAAGAAAAUUUGGGAAGGUUUUAUUCCUAUAAAAAUCUGAUGUUAUGGGGUUUUCUCUGGCAUGAACUUAGUGACAGGCUCUCUGAUCACCUCUCCCUGGGGGGUGUAGCCUUGCCAGGCCACAGAGGAAGACAAUGUAACAGUGGACUAGGGGAGGGGCACAGGGGGAGAAGAGGAAGGGAGGGUGGAAUUGGGAGGAAUUGGGAGCAAACGAGGGUGGGGGACACACCCAGGAUACAAAUUGAAUAAAUUGUAAUAAAUGAUAAUAAAAUUUUGUUUAAAAAAUUAAAAAUUUGUUUUAAAAUGUUCAGGGCUGGUGAAAUGAUUCAGAAGGUUGAAUUUUCUCAGUGACCCUGUGACCUGAGUUCAAUCCUUAGAAGCCACAUAAAGAUGGAGAAGAGAAAUGUCUCUCCAAAGCUGUUCUUCUACUUCCUCAUAUACCAUGGCCCACAACUAUACAUAUUAUGCACCCGAGCCACACACACAUCAUGUGCACACAGACAAGCAAAUAAUUAAUAAUAAUAAUAAUGUUUUUAAGGGACUGAAAAUCUGAUCAA
Meriones unguiculatus (Mongolian gerbil) is the source of this 3967-nucleotide messenger RNA. RefSeq names its product olfactory receptor 2B11-like. Gene Ontology annotation, cellular component: membrane. Bases 562 to 1548 code for a protein of 328 amino acids. Gene Ontology annotation, molecular function: G protein-coupled receptor activity; olfactory receptor activity. NCBI's taxonomy places the organism in Eukaryota, Metazoa, Chordata, Mammalia, Rodentia, Muridae. The transcript has 5 exons. The record is from RefSeq and is a predicted model, not a curated record. Gene Ontology annotation, biological process: G protein-coupled receptor signaling pathway.